This is a messenger RNA of Dermochelys coriacea (leatherback sea turtle), 3414 nucleotides long. RefSeq names its product interactor of HORMAD1 1 (gene IHO1). Gene Ontology annotation, cellular component: condensed nuclear chromosome. Gene Ontology annotation, biological process: meiotic DNA double-strand break formation; homologous chromosome pairing at meiosis; DNA recombination. The record is from RefSeq and is a predicted model, not a curated record. Bases 121 to 2079 code for a protein of 652 amino acids. NCBI's taxonomy places the organism in Eukaryota, Metazoa, Chordata, Testudines, Dermochelyidae. The transcript has 8 exons.
CUCCCGGCGCGCGGGGCGGGGUCUCGCGCGCAGUGUUGGGCGCGCUGCCGGCGGCGGUUGGCGCCUCGCCUUGAGGGAUCCGCGCGCCGGCCGUUGCCGCCCCUGAGAUAAGAAUAAAAAAUGAAUUUUAAUGUCUGGAAUAUCAAAGAGAUGUUCAGUACUCCCACAGUCACAAGGACUAAUAAAUCAUCCAGUCGGAGCAGUGCUCCUAGUGAUUACUUCAGCCUCAGUGACUCUCAGUUCCUCUUUGGUUCCCAGUUCUGUCCAGAGAACUCACAGUCAGCACCAGUGCCCCUGGAAUUCAGUGCACAGUCAAGACAACAAAAAAGCUCCCAGCAGAACUCUCAGGAUAGUGAGCCUGGUAUUUUUACAAAGUACCAGACACAACCUCAAUUGUUUGGUGGCGAUGAAAAGGAAAAGGGCUCGUUUAAUUUUGGUGUUGGAAACCUCAAGAAUGUCUUGGAGCAGUUUGAAGUGAAUAAGAAAAAAAUAAAGGACAAACAUAACAGUGAAGUUUUAAGCACCUUUAUUUCCAGUGUCAAAGAAAGCAUUCAGGGGUUGCAAACAUGCUUGGACAAGUUUGAAGAAAGUUUAGAUUCAAGAAACAAAUCAAUUUUGGAUUGCUUGGAAGCCAUUUCUAAGACCUUGCAAGAGACUGCUCAGUCCCACUAUGGAUCAGUGCUGAGUGCUCUAACAGACAAAAGCCAAAUGGAGCAGAUAUUACUGGAGAUGGAGAGGAGACUUGCAACUAAAGAUACGGAGAUUUUAGAUGUGAAAUCCAAUUUACAGUUACUGAAGGAGAGUCUGGAACUACUAACAUCUCAGCAGAAUAAGCAACAUCAGAAGCUAUGUGAACAGUUAAAUCACCUACCGUUCCCCAACAUCUUAGCUGAACUGCAGACAUUCAUUUCCACUUCCAGAUUUCCCAGUUGCAUAAAGGAUAAUGCAUCCCAGACCUCUCCAGAUAUAUUACAGGACCUCUAUCUCAUCAGUCAGGAGAAAACAUGCUGUCAGUGCUAUCAGACCAUGAGGGUUUGCAGAAAGAGUUCAUUUCAGACUCAGCCAUGCACCAUGACGAUGGCAAAUAGACAUGGAGAUUCCCAUAUGAAGAAUCACAUAGCUAAAGAUGAUAUACACAAGAGUUAUUUAAACACAGCUGCUGGAAGGGAGGUCAAUCUCACUACUACAGCUUCACGAGGCAAAGAAAACAUGACUAUACAAGAGAUGAAGUCUGCUUUAGAAAAGCAACCCUCUGCUAAUAAUCCACUUUGUGCCUGCUUCUCCAACACUGAUGUUUUUGGGGAUAGUCAUGAGAAACAUCAGCUGCUUACUCAAGAAAUACCUCAAGCCAUACCUCUGAGGAAGGUAAUCGGGAAAAACUCUAAGGGAAUCAAAACUGUGACUCCUUCACAACAAAAUCAGAGCCAACUUUGCCACCCUCCCGUACAAAACAAUUUGGCUGGACAAAGAGACAAAGACUUUGUCACAGACAACAUGAUGCAUAUCACAGUUGUAGGAAACAGACUAAAAAAAGAAAAGACCAAAAAACCCCGCCAGAGUAAAUUAACAGUGAGGAAAAGAAUGUACGUUGCUAAGAAAAAAGGAGACCUUUCCAAGUGUCCUGACAGUAGUCUAAAGAAAAAAAUGACCAGCAGAUCGAUGGAGUCGGAGGAUUCCAGAAAAAAUUAUUCUCCCACAGAUACAGUUAUGCUUCAUUCAGAGAACUCUGGCCCAGUGUCUUCAGCUCCCAGUCACCAAAAGCUAAGCAGGGCCCAACACAGAAACAAAGAAAACUCCUUGCCGGUGCUCCACUCUCAUGAAAACCUGGAAUGGCUUGCAGCCAAGAGGAAGGAAAUAUUGGAAAAUAAGAGGAGAGUGGAUAUUUGCAAUACCAAACGGACUCUCUGUUUCUGGGAUUGCUCUCCCUGGGAGAGUAACAUAAAGGGUGAAAAACAGAUGAGCUGGUUCAGUCUCCCAAGCACCAUGGCUUCUAAUAAGUCGAGUCUUUCUUUCGCCCCUGCCCAGCAUAAGAAUACAACAUUUUGCUCCUUAGUUUUUGAUAGCGAUUAUUCUGAUUGACAUUUUCUGUUUGAUUUUCCCGAUGUAUAAAGAAGUGUGGCUAGUUCAAUCCGUGUUUCCUUUAGGUCUGUUGGCUUUUUAAUUUCUCAAGUUCUGUCACUCUUUAGACAUUGCACAUAACUGAGCAUAUGGCACCUUGGAGCCCUGUAUGGAGGGAUAAGUCUUUUACAUACACAUGGCAGCCCCCUCUGGCAAUAUACAAGAUGUACUCAUACCUAAAUUACAUUGAAUUGUCAUUGGAAAGCUUUGUGUAUUGUAAAUGAUAAUAUGUUGCUGUAUUCUGUCCAGAAAUGAGGUCUGGGGCAAGGAUUCCCAUUCACCUGGGCAAGCUGAUGUGCUCUUUUUUAUUUUUAUAUUUUGGUGUCUCCCUGCUCUUAACAGAAAUGCCAUUGUUUUCUAAUUGCUGUUAUCUUUGCUUAGCAGAAGAGGGUCUGUGAUGCUUGCCUAAAUUUCCACUAGCGAGAAAACUGCUAGCAGGCUAAGGGGCACAGAAACACGGCUGAAUCUAUUGUUACUAUAUCUAGAAGUGGAAUCUAUUUUAAACUUUUAAAGACGUGUAAUACAGUGUCUGUGGCCUGGGGCUUUAAUUUCAGUUUUUCAUUCUUUCUCUUUAGAGUGGUUCAGAUGGCUAAGGGCCCAAAUCCUGGUCCCACUGAAAUGAAUGGGAAUUCUUAUGAUUGACUUCACACAGUUAAGAUUAGCCUUAAGUCUUUUGCCCUAUUCUGGGUAAAUCCCUUUUGUGUGAAAUGUACCUUUUGUUGUGUUCACCAGAUAUAGCAUUUCUUCUCCUUUCAAGCUUAUUUCUCUGGUCACUUUCUUCAGUUUGUCUCAUUUUUUUCUCAUCUGCAUAUCUUAGCUAAUCAAAAUCUUCAUCUUGUGUGUCUCUAGUGUAUUAGGACCUCAAAGAAAAGCUAGAAAGGUGGUACCCAUAAAACAAGAUGCCAAGAAAGACCAUUUGUUCUGUCUGUUUUUGUUUAAAAGACUUUUGUAUUUCUAAUUAACGGUGAUUUCAAAUUCAUAGGUUUUAAGGUCAGAAAGGACCAUUAGGGUCACCAGUUCUGAGCUCCAGUAUAACCCAGGCCAUAGAAUUCCACCCGAAGAAUCCUGCCUCAAGCUUAUAGCUUGAUGGAAUUAUAGCAGCUCCUUUAGAAAGACAUCCAGUCUCAAGUUUAAGUUUUGAUCACUUCAAGUAAUUUUAUUCUAUUUGAUCUCAGAAUCAGGUUUGCCUUGACAAAUGAAACACUUCAAUAUUUAGGAAAGAGAUCUGCUGUCAUGAAUAUAAAUGGCCUCAUUUUGUCAUUCCAAAAUAAAUCUAUAUUUAUUGUUUAUCUAUUA